AUGUGGAACGCGACGCCGAGCGAGGAGCCGGGACCCAACCUCACGCUGCCGGACCUCGGCUGGGACGCUUCCCCCGACAACGACUCGCUAGCGGACGAGCUGCUGCCGCUCUUCCCCGCGCCUCUGCUGGCCGGUGUCACCGCCACCUGCGUGGCUCUUUUCGUGGUGGGCAUCGCGGGCAACCUGCUCACCAUGCUGGUGGUGUCUCGCUUCCGCGAUAUGCGUACCACCACCAACCUCUACCUGUCCAGCAUGGCCUUCUCCGACCUGCUCAUCUUCCUCUGCAUGCCCCUCGACCUCGUCCGCCUCUGGCAGUAUCGGCCCUGGAACUUCGGCGACCUGCUCUGCAAACUCUUCCAGUUCGUCAGCGAGAGCUGCACCUACGCCACGGUGCUCACCAUCACCGCGCUGAGCGUCGAGCGCUACUUCGCCAUCUGCUUCCCGCUGCGGGCCAAGGUGGUGGUCACCAAGGGUCGGGUGAAGCUGGUCAUCCUGGUCAUCUGGGCCGUGGCCUUCUGCAGCGCCGGGCCCAUCUUCGUGCUGGUGGGGGUGGAGCAUGAGAAUGGCACCGACCCUCGGGACACCAACGAGUGCCGCGCCACCGAGUUCGCCGUGCGCUCGGGACUGCUCACAGUCAUGGUGUGGGUGUCCAGCGUCUUCUUCUUCCUGCCUGUCUUCUGCCUCACUGUGCUCUACAGCCUCAUCAGCAGGAAGCUGUGGCGGAGGAGGCGCGGCGAGGCGGCCGCGGGCACCUCGCUCAGGGACCAGAAUCACAAGCAAACCGUGAAAAUGCUGGCUGUAGUGGUGUUUGCGUUCAUCCUCUGCUGGCUGCCCUUCCACGUAGGGCGAUAUUUAUUUUCCAAAUCCUUUGAGCCUGGCUCCCUGGAGAUUGCUCAGAUCAGCCAAUACUGCAACCUCGUGUCCUUUGUUCUCUUCUACCUCAGCGCUGCCAUCAACCCCAUUCUGUACAACAUCAUGUCCAAGAAGUACCGGGUGGCAGUGUUCAAACUUCUGGGAUUUGAACCUUUCUCUCAGAGGAAGCUCUCCACUCUGAAGGAUGAAAGUUCUCGCGCCUGGACAGAAUCUAGUAUUAAUACAUGA
Diceros bicornis minor is the source of this 1101-nucleotide messenger RNA. It is a transcript of the gene GHSR, whose product is annotated as growth hormone secretagogue receptor. The record is from RefSeq and is a predicted model, not a curated record. Gene Ontology annotation, cellular component: plasma membrane. Gene Ontology annotation, molecular function: growth hormone secretagogue receptor activity. Gene Ontology annotation, biological process: G protein-coupled receptor signaling pathway; hormone-mediated signaling pathway. Lineage: Eukaryota; Metazoa; Chordata; Mammalia; Perissodactyla; Rhinocerotidae. The coding region runs from base 1 to 1101 and encodes 366 amino acids. The transcript is spliced from 2 exons.